This is a messenger RNA of Culicoides brevitarsis, 2245 nucleotides long. Its product is annotated as NAD kinase-like. The record is from RefSeq and is a predicted model, not a curated record. The coding region runs from base 174 to 1745 and encodes 523 amino acids. Lineage: Eukaryota; Metazoa; Arthropoda; Insecta; Diptera; Ceratopogonidae. The transcript has 9 exons. Gene Ontology annotation, molecular function: NAD+ kinase activity. Gene Ontology annotation, biological process: NADP+ biosynthetic process; NAD+ metabolic process.
AUUGUGUCUUAAUAAUUAAAAGACGUUGGAAAAAAAAAACAAUUUGAGUUGAAAAAAAGUGGAAUUUAACGUGAACUAGUUCGAAUCAAAGAACAAAGGGCCAUAAAUGUUCAAUGUUUGAAACAAAGUUACUGAAUUAAAACCAUUAAAAAACAAACAAAAAAAAGUGAAAAAUGGCUUACAUGUCGGACAUUGAUCUUGCGACAUUGCAUAAAACACGCUUAGAGGAAAAAGUUAACUAUAAAUUGUCGUGGUGGCGAAACACGGCGAAAAGUGAUGCAAAAUUACUGGAAUCCAAGCCAGCGACAAAGCAGUACAAUUAUCACAAGAAGAAACCAGUUGCCAAGUCUGCGACAACAAGUAAAAGUCUGACAAACAAAAAAGUGCCCGCAAAAAGUGAUGAAAAUGUUGAACGUUGUGAUAAAUACGAAAAAUCCAUUAGAAAUAAGUACGAGGCGUCGGAGUUGGAGUUUGACGAUCUCAGUGACGACGGAUAUUUCUCGUCAGACACGAGACGUCGACGAUCGGGAACAUGGCCGCGAACCAGAAGCUUGAAUGCACCUUCACCAUUUCAACAGUUUGGACCAUGUGGACGAAUAAUGAAAAAUUCUGCCAUGGUUAUGCAAAUCCAGGAUCCUGCCAGUCAACGCUUGACUUGGUACAAACCACCGUUAGCUGUGCUAGUUAUAAAGAAAAUCCGCGAUCCGAGUGUGUUAUCGCCGUUCGUGCAACUGGUCGAAUGGUUGAUCGAUGAGAAGCAUAUGGUUGUGUGGGUUGAAGCAGCUGUCCUUGAUGACACUUUGCUGUUAGAUAAUAAGAGAUUUCUUAGAAUUAAAGACAAAUUAGUUACCUUUAAAGAUGGUCGUGAUGAUUUGACAGAUCGUAUCGAUUUCAUCAUUUGCUUGGGAGGUGAUGGCACACUUUUAUACGCGUCUUUGCUGUUCCAGCAGUCUGUUCCGCCUGUGAUGGCUUUCCAUUUGGGUUCACUUGGAUUUUUAACACCGUUCCAAUUCGAUAAUUUCGAGGAGCAGGUCACGAAUGUGCUGGAAGGACAUGCCGCAUUGACAUUGAGAAGCCGUUUAAGAUGUAUUAUCCGUCGUGGAAGUGAGGAAAAUAAAGAGUACAAAGACCAACAUGCGAUUGGACAAGACAAUUACUCUGUGAAUAAUAUACCAAAACCAUCGACAAACAUUCUCGUCUUGAACGAAGUCGUUAUCGAUCGCGGUCCAUCUCCAUACUUGAGCAACAUUGACAUCUUCCUCGAUGGCAAACACAUAACUUCGGUGCAAGGCGAUGGCUUGAUCGUAUCAACGCCAACAGGUAGUACAGCAUAUGCCGUUGCCGCUGGAGCUUCGAUGAUCCAUCCUUCGGUGCCCGCAAUUAUGGUGACACCCAUUUGCCCACAUUCUCUAAGCUUCAGACCGAUUGUUGUUCCAGCUGGCGUCGAAUUGAAGAUUUCAAUCAGUCCUGAUAGUCGCAACACAUCCUGGGUAUCGUUUGACGGUCGUAAUCGACAAGAGCUUCGACAUGGCGACAGUCUUCGCGUAACUACCUCAGUAUAUCCAGUGCCAAGUAUUUGUGCUCAAGAUCAAAUCUCGGAUUGGUUUGAUUCGCUCGCCGAAUGUCUACACUGGAACGUACGUAAGCGCCAAAAAUGCUUAGAUGAGUUGUCAGAUCUGACGGGAUCUGGUUCGGAGGACACGCUCGACGACUUGGAUCGACAAAUGGAAAGUCUGGAAGCCUAAAAAACAUGAAAUUCGUACAGGGACAUCAAAAAUAGUUUAGAAAUUGCACGUUGCGCGUAUCGGGUGAAUGCACAAACAAAAAAAAAACUUUCUCUCUAACCUCACACAAUUUUUCAAUAUAGACCUUAAGUAGAAGUGUGAAAAGCAAUCUGUGUCCCAACAUUUGAUCCCUGUGUUCCCUUGUUAUCGAUAAAUUUAUUUGGUGUUAUAUUGUUAAAAGAAUCAAGCUACAAAAAAAAAAUAAUUUUUAUUGCGCCUGAAAAUAAUUCUGAAUUAUAAUGUUACUCGUUAGAUAUCUAUAGCUAUACCUACUAAAAAAGAAUAUUCGUAAAAACCGUUUUUGUAGAUUUUAUAUGAUCCGCAUAAAAAAUUGUUGCUAUUGUAAUCUACUAUAAUGAUGAUAAUAAAAAAUUUACACGUUUUAUAUAGAAAUGUUAUCCGUAAGAAAAAUUUAAUAUUUAGAAGAAAAUGAGCCUAAAAAAAUCAGUAAGAACAAAUUU